AUGCAAAUGCAAGCGCCACAACCAAUAUUGGUUAUUGACCCGACGGAAGCCGCCAGACUACAGAGAGCUCAUCGUCAUUUGCACGUUUCGUUUGAUCUGUUCUCUACAGAACUGCAAAGAUUGGAGGCUACUAAAAUAUUCCUGCCUCAAUGGCAGUAUCCUGAACAGGAGAAUAAUGAAGAAUGGGCAAUGGUGCCUUCCCCAUCACCAAUUGUGUCACAGGAAACAUCUCACAGCGCGCUAGAUGUACAAAUUCAAUCUUAUAGAUCCUACGCGGCCAAGUGUAAUGGUAGGAUGAGGUUUUGGGAGUCUGCGAGACGCCGUAACCAACCAGAGGGUGAACGCAUUUUCAGCGAUUCCGACUACGACAAUGAUGAAGAUGAUACUAUAUGCGCUGAAAUGGAUUAUCAAUUGCACAGCGAAGACGAGAAGCAGGAAGUAGAAGAGCAAGAUCAGACUGAACCAGGAUUGACCGCAUUAAAAAAGCUUUAUAGAGCAUACCAGGCGAUCAUACAUACGUGA
This is a messenger RNA of Zygosaccharomyces rouxii, 522 nucleotides long. RefSeq lists its product as uncharacterized. The transcript has a single exon. The record is from RefSeq and is a predicted model, not a curated record. NCBI's taxonomy places the organism in Eukaryota, Fungi, Ascomycota, Saccharomycetes, Saccharomycetales, Saccharomycetaceae. The coding region runs from base 1 to 522 and encodes 173 amino acids.